Messenger RNA from Oryza brachyantha (malo sina), 1667 nucleotides. RefSeq lists its product as uncharacterized. NCBI's taxonomy places the organism in Eukaryota, Viridiplantae, Streptophyta, Magnoliopsida, Poales, Poaceae. The transcript has a single exon. The record is from RefSeq and is a predicted model, not a curated record. Gene Ontology annotation, cellular component: membrane. Bases 374 to 1330 code for a protein of 318 amino acids.
GCCAAAAAUCCCCAUACCCUUCUUCCUCCUCCUCCCUCGCCGUCGCCGUCGCCAUCGUUCUCCCACGUCCCCCGAAUUGCCCUCUCCUGUGUGGCUGUCGCCUUUGGGAGGAGUCCCCUCUCUGCCCCGCGCUUGGAUUGGAUUGGAUUGGGUUCGGUUGGAUUGGAUUGGAUCCAAAUAUCCAAUCUUGGUCGCGGGCGGGGGCGGGGGGCGUUUGUUUCCUCCCAAUUUGUCUCGCUCGGCUUGCUCGACUUGCUUCUUGAGUUCUUGCUUCCAUCGCCAUUGCCGCUGCUUUGUCUUUCUUCAGCUAGGGGCUAAAAGCCGGCGCCUUUUUUUUUUUUUUGGUUUUUUGGAGAGGAGACGGAGACCGGCCAUGGGUUUCUUGGCCGGCGUCUGCCUCCUCCAGCUGCUGCUGUUCUUGGGCUCCGCUUCUUCGCGAGUGGCGGCGGCGUCGACGCCGCCGUCGGCGCGGGCGCUGGACGCAAUGCUGCAGGACUACGCGUACAGGGCCUUCGGGGCGCACCCGCACACCGGCAUUGUCUACAACGCCGCCGCGCCGGCCAACCUCACCGGCGUCGCGCUGUCCGCGGUCCGCCUGCGCAGCGGCAGCCUGCGGAGGAAAGGGUUCCCCCGCUACUUCGAGUUCGCCGUGCCCACCGGCGUCGUCGUGCAGCCGUACGUCGAGAGGGUGGUGCUCCUCUACCACAACCUCGCCAACUGGUCCGACUACUACUACCCGCUCCCGGGCUACACGUACCUCUCGCCGGUGCUUGGCCUGCUUGUCUACGACGCCGCCAACUUGUCCGCGGUGGGAUUGCAGGAGCUCAGCUUUGUCGCCUCCGAGAGCCCGAUUUCGAUAAAUUUCAGUGAUGUCAAGACUGUGCCGCCAGGCAGCCCGGCUCCUCGCUGCGUGUGGUUUGAUUUGGAUGGCGUGCCGCAGUUCCGGGACUUAGAGGCGACCAACGUGUGCUCGACGUAUCGCCGAGGACAUUUCUCAAUUGUGGUGAACUCUAGCGAGAUUGCUCCGGGUCCAGUGCCUUCAGGCAACAUUACCCCUCCAAUACCGACUCCUGCAGGUCAUUCUAAGGGCAGCUCCAAGAGGGGGUGGAGGAUUGCCGUCGGCGUGGUUGGGGGCGUCGUAGCAUUGCUGCUGUUGGCAUCGCUUGUGGUGUGUUUGGCGAGGUACAAAAGAGAGAAGAAAUUGCAGGUGAUGGAAAGGAAUGCAGAGGCUGGGGAGACAUUGCGUAUGUCGCAGGUUGGGAGGUCACAAGCGCCUGUGGCAUUGGGGACAAGGACGCAACCGGUGAUUGAGAGUGAGUAUGUUGCAUAGUUGAUUCAGCAGAAUUCAGGCAACAAGGCUCACUGGUGAUGCCUGGAACUGCCGUUUGGUUGGCUGAGGCAAACCAAUGAUUUAGCGCAUAGACUCAGCUCAUGCAGGCUCAACAACAUUCUUUUGACAGUUUUGUUGUUCGGAAGGUUAUUUGUUCUGGAAUGGCUCUUAUUGAUGUUCAUAGUUGCCAUGUUCGUAGUGAGGAGCUCCUUUCAUCUCCAAGCAAGCAAUGGGGAAGAAACGGUUGUAGUGUCAGAUUUGAAAUUCCUUAUUUUUUGGAUUGCUGUAUUCAAAAGGAUUUGGGCUUUGGAAAUAAAGGUGAUGGAAUUUUAUUGCA